Hansenula ciferrii is the source of this 459-nucleotide messenger RNA. It is a transcript of the gene YPI1, whose product is annotated as type 1 protein phosphatase-activating protein YPI1. Lineage: Eukaryota; Fungi; Ascomycota; Saccharomycetes; Phaffomycetales; Wickerhamomycetaceae. The transcript has 2 exons. The record is from RefSeq and is a predicted model, not a curated record. Gene Ontology annotation, molecular function: protein serine/threonine phosphatase inhibitor activity. Bases 1 to 459 code for a protein of 152 amino acids.
AUGUCUAGACAGAACGGUCAAACUACUGUGACUGAAGAAGAGACAAGGGAAGAAAAUGCACAUCUUCAUCUAAGGGCCAGACAAUCAAGACCAAGAGUAAGGUGGGAAGAAGGUACUGUUGAUAAUGAAUUCAUGGAUAAGAAGAAAUCAAAAAAAUUUGGUGAAUCUGAUGAAGAAUGUGAAUGUUCCUCUUCAUCUUCAUCAUCAUCCUCUUCAUCAUCAUCAGAAAGUGAAUCAGAUUCAAAAUCAAAUGAUGGAGAAAAUGGCAAGAAAAAGAAGAAAUUGUUGGAAAAAAAGAAGACACAGAAGUUACCAAGUCCCAACUCGUAUGAAGUUCAACCAGAUUAUACCAAGAAAAAAUCACAUAAUCAUGAUGAUCACAAACAUAAUCAUAACCAUAACCAUAACCACGAUAGCAAUGAAAAUGACGGUAAUGAUCAGCAUAAAGAAUCUUUUUAA